Molecule: messenger RNA, 3881 nt
Organism: Eufriesea mexicana
Lineage: Eukaryota; Metazoa; Arthropoda; Insecta; Hymenoptera; Apidae
Product: zinc finger matrin-type protein CG9776
Exons: 9
Coding region: 135-3881 (1248 amino acids)
Biological process (GO): positive regulation of DNA-templated transcription; negative regulation of DNA-templated transcription
Cellular component (GO): nucleoplasm
Molecular function (GO): zinc ion binding; nucleic acid binding
Source: RefSeq, a predicted model, not a curated record
GUUACGUCGCGUUGUAUGAAUGAUUCUUAAAAGGAUUGAAGCAUAUUAUUUUCGUUAUUUCACGGCAGUACUUACCGAGAAUAAAGUACUAAAAUUGCAGAGCAAUUAUCGAAGAAGAAUAAAAUUAUAGACAGAUGGAACCAGAAUCAAGACGCAAAGGACCAAGGAGUCCUAGUGCAGACUCAGAAGAUUCAUCUCACAGAAGAAGAUCAAGAAAAUAUGAUCGUUCUCCGUCUCCAAGAAGAAGUAGAUAUCGUAGAUCUCGUUCCAGAGAUAGAAGAUCACGUUCCAGUUCUAGAGAUAGAAGAAGGAAAGAUUCUAGCCGUUCACAGCAAGAAUGGAAGCAGCAAGCUGCAUCUCAAUCUCAAGCUUCUACUCCUAAUCCAGCUAAUCCUGGUGGCUAUGUACCAGCAGUUCAUAAUCAAUAUCAGGCACCUCCACCUCCCAACACCAGUCAACCACCACCACCUUUACCAGCUUACAAUCAAGGGUACAAUAAUUACAACUACAACUAUGGACAAGGCUAUGACUACAGUUAUCAACAACCCACUGGUUAUCGCAGUGAUUAUCCACCACCAAAUUGGCAAGGGAAUCAGGUACCUUAUAACAAUCAGCAACCACCACCUCCUCCCACAUUAACAUCUCAACAGGAAUCAUCAAGACCAGUGGAUAGUGGUUCCUCUGGAUUAGUAUCAUCCUUGGCACGACCAGAAGAUGCCAAGAAGGAAGCAGCAAUUGCAGCUGAAGUAAAGCAGCAAAAAGCAACCUUGGCUAAACAACGCGAAGAAUACGUUAAGAAAUCUGCUACAUUGCAACGCGAAUUGGAGAUUCUACGACAGCAGUGCGAUGAGAUUGGUAAAGAAGGUGGACGAGAAAAUAAUCGUAUUAUAAAAGAAAAUCAAAAGUUGCAGAUCGAGAUACAAAAUAAAAUGAAAUCGAUACAUAACGUAAUCGAUAUGCUUACCGGAAUUAUAGGAGAUAAAGCUACUGUCGAUGAUCUGAAAAGCAAGUUUAAGUUAGAAAUUAGCAAACGUUCAAGAAGUCCUAAAGAAGACUUUCCAAAAGGAAAAUCGGAGUCGCCCGACAGAUCAUCGGCAUCCGACUCCGACAAGGAAUCCAAAGUUGAAAGAGAUACGAAAGAAAGAAGGUCUCCUGAAGAUUCUAAACCUAUGUACAAUUUCGUACAUUAUGAUCCAGAAAUGCAUUGGUGUAAAGUCUGCGAUAUAUUUCCUAAAACGGCAAAGGAAUAUUUGAAUCAUCUGCAUAGCAAUGAACACAAAGAAGCUUGCUUAGAACGCAAGAUAGUUGAUAUGCCGUGGCAUGAGCGGAAUGGAGAGGGAACGGAAAAGGAAGUGCCCUAUUAUCCUGGACUGCCAACGAAAAGAACACCUAUUAAAGGUUUACAGUUCUUCAGCGCUGCGACGGCAUGGUACUGUAAGCUUUGCGAUUCCUGGAUUGGCGAUCUUCAUUGUGCAAGUUUGCACCUAAAAUCUAAACAGCAUUCAGAGAAUUAUUCCCAUUUUGUCGAACAAAACCCACAUUGGGAAACUGAUUGGAUGGCGGAUCGUGAAAAGGCGUUCUCAGAGGAAAAGCAUAAGCAGAUACAGAUGGAAUUGCAAAAACAUAAAGACGAUGAUCCACCACCAAAGUCGAAAAAAUCAAAGAAGAGCAAGAAGAAAUCGAAAAAAUCUAAGAAACGAAGAAGGAGUAGUGGUAGUGAUAGUUCCAGCGAAUCAGAAAAUUCAGAUACAGAUUCUGAUCAGGACAUGUCCAAGAGUAUUCGCGUCGCUAUGCGAAAUAAAAUGAAAGCAUCGACGCAAGCGAUACUAAAUGAAGAAAUAGAUUAUCACCGAAUAAAGUUAAAAGGACAUUGGUCAAAAAUGGCGCAGCAUUUGAAUCAACCACCAACUCCAGAGCCUCAACCAGUGGAAACUGAUGACAGACAAUUGUUAAAUUCGAUCAGAGACAAAUUAAAAGCGAAACAAGAAGAGGAGAUGAAAUCUAUUAGCAAUCGAAGAUUAAGUCAAGAGAAAGAGAUCGAAGAAGAAGAAGAAGAACAAGAUCAGACUUCUUUCUUGAAUAAAUCAAAACCGGAAAAUUUAGAGGCCUGGGGACCGAAAGAACCUCCGAAACCUUUCUGGAUAAAAAAGGAAGAGGAAAAACCGCAACCCAUAGCUAAUAAACCAAUUGAACUACCAAAACCGGAAGAAAUGCCUAAACCACAUAUGGGAUUUUGGACGAAACAGCAAGUCAACAUGACUGUCAAACCACCUGAAAAUAAAUCAGCGGAUAAAGAGGAUGAAAGAGAACGGGAUAGCGAUAGAUACAAAGAUGAUCGUGACAGAAAAUAUGAUAGACGGGAAGACAAAUAUGAUCGUUAUAGUAGAUACGACAGAAGACGCGCACGAGACAGAGAUCGAGAUCGUGAUAGGGAUAGGGAUAGGGAUAGGGAUAGAGAUAGAGAUCGUGACAGGGAUAGGGAUAGAGAUCGAGAUAGAGAUUAUUAUGAUGAUCGAAGGAAACGAGAUAGCAAUGAUUCUCCGCGACGCGAAAGAAGUUGGCGUGAUAGCCCAAAAAGGAAUUACGACAAAUACAGUAAAGACAGAAGAGAGGAUAAUUCAUCUAAUGAUGAAUCUAAGUUCGAAAAGAAAACGAAUGAGUCUGCAUCUAAAUCUAAAAAAGGUGGUGUACAGACUAAAAAGUCGACGCCCCAGGUAUCGAAAGGUAAAUUACCUUUCAUCGGUAGAUUACCGCUGUUUAAAAAGAAAGCUGAAGAACCAAAGUUGCCUGAGAAAGAUAUUACUCCUCUUCCUUAUCAACAGAGUAAAUUCGAAGAUACACCCAAAGUUCCCAAUGAAAUUAUAAAUCCACCUGGUGUGGUACAUAUCACCAAACUUGCAACUCCAAUAAAUCUGGGUAAUAGCAAUAAUAAUAAUAAUAAUAAUACCACCAGCAGUAACAAUAAUAAUAGUAGCACCACUACUAGCAUAACAAACAACAAUAAUAAUCCUAGUAAUAGUAAUAAUACAAGCAUUGCACCUACUCAAAAUAAAAAUCAACCAAUGAAAAUAUUAGUAGCUCCACCACCGCCAGUGUUAAAUGAAACAAAACCCACACAACAAGUAGUUGAUAUGGAGAUUGAAGAUCAAUCUGAGGAAACAGUAAUAGAGGAACCUAUGAUAGAGCAGCAAAAACAAACACAUAGUAUAUCAAAGUUACCUCUGCCUCCACAUCCUCCGCCUCCUCUGAAUAGACCACCACCAUCCUUUCCAACUUCAUCACAGCAACAGCAGCAACAACAACAGCAGCAGCAGCAACAACAACAACAAACGGUGCAAAGCAGGCCACAAUUCCCUACGAAUCGACCUCCGCCACCAUUUAUUACUAAUCCAUCGCCAUUCGUUCAAGGUCAACCACGGUUUUCUGCUCAUCAGCCAGUACGCCCACCGGUACAAAGUCAUCCUCCUUUUAUGGCAAACCCACCACCUCAAAUGCCUGCUGUUCCUCCUUAUGUUCAAAACCAUCAAAAUCCUCCACCACCUCCACUACCAACUGUGGAGAAUACUACACAAGAUAUUUCUGACAUCCCAGAACCUACUGAAAAACGAACCGAUCCGAGCAUUCCUCUACCUGAUGAUUUACAAGAGGCUCUAAAUAUUAUUUUUCCGAAAGAAGAAACAGAAACAAAACAGCAAAGUCAACAAGAAAGUAACAUUAUGUAUUCAUCCAUGUAUAGUAUGUUAGGAUGUGUUGGGUAUGGGCCAGAAUACAUGGAUCAACCACCACCAGAAAUUACUCAAGCAGAGGCAGAAGUAGAUACUCAACCAGGACCAGAUGACUUGAAAAUGUUAGGCAUUGACGAAGGAGAUACAAUCCUAUAA